AUGGCGUUCUCCGGUACGGCUGUCCCAGGCCCGCACUUGUUGACCUUGUCGCUGCUCGUCGGCGCAGGCAUGCUACUGUCCCUCCUCGCACAUGUUUACUGGGCCUGGUACCGCCUCAGACACAUUCCCGGGCCACGAUGGGCUGCCUUCAGCAAAUGGUGGAUGCUACGUAACACACUGAGUGGGAAGAUGCAUCUUGCGCUGAAGCGAGCCUGUGAUGAAUACGGUCCGGUCGUCCGCAUCGGUCCCAACGACUUGGUAACCAAUGACUCGGAGAUCUUGCGCCGCAUGUGGGCGGUACGCUCGCCAUACCGCAAGGGCGACUUUUACGACGCUAUCAGGCUCGACCCGACCAAGGACAACAUCAUUUCCAUGCGCGACGAUCAUGCACACAACGAACUCCGUGCCAAAGUGGCCAUUGGCUAUUCGGGCAAAGAGAACGAGUUCCUAGAGACAGCCAUCGACGUGCAGAUGCUGUCGUUGGUACGGUUGAUCGAGGAACGGUACCUUUCGACGUCUGGUGUCUUCCGUCCCAUGGACUUUGCGAGCAAGAUGCAGUACCUGACCCUCGACAUCAUCACAUCGCUGGCCUUUGGCGAGUGUUUUGGCUACCUCUCGCAAGACAAGGACGUGCACAACUACAUCCAAAUCACCGAAGAGAGCAUGCCCGUCAUGAUGACCUUGUCAGUAUUGCCCAGCCUAGCCGCUAUUAUGCAAUCUCCCUUCUUUCGACGUGCCAUGCCCUCGGAGCACGACCGUGUGGGUCUGGGCAAAUUCAUAGCCGUGGCCAAGAAGGUUCUCGCCGGCUCGGACACAACCGCCACAGCCAUGCGCAUGACCAUGGUCUAUCUCAUGACGACGCCCACAGCCUACAAUGCCCUCGCCAAGGAGGUACGCGACGCAUGUGACAGAAGUCUCCUAUCAGUACCUGUCCAGGACGCCGAGGCGCGAAGGCUUCCCUAUCUUCAGGCCACCAUCCGUGAGGGCCUCCGUGUAUUCCCACCCGUCACGGGCCUCAUGUCGGUAGCAGUACCACGUGGAGGCGAUGUCAUGCACGGUAUGAGCAUCCCGGAGGGCACGCAGAUCGGAUGGUCAGCCUUCGGAGUGCUCCGCAGCAAGGCUGUCUUCGGCCCAGAUGCCGACACGUUCAGACCAGAGCGUUGGCUGGAGGCGGGUGACGAGGAGCUCAAGGCGAUGACAGCGCAAUGGGAGCUGGUGUUCAAAUACGGAAAGUGGCAGUGUCUCGGCAAGACUGUGGCACUGCUUGAUCUGAACAAGAUCUUCGUCGAGCUUCUUCGUCGCUUUGACUUUUCGCUGAUCGACCCCAUUGAGCCGAUGAAGUCAUACUCAGCUGGUAUUUUCAUUCAGUCGAACCUGAUGGUCAAGGUUGUUGGUCGUGGCCCAUGA
Messenger RNA from Verticillium alfalfae VaMs.102, 1407 nucleotides. Its product is annotated as benzoate 4-monooxygenase cytochrome P450. The transcript is spliced from 6 exons. The record is from RefSeq and is a predicted model, not a curated record. NCBI's taxonomy places the organism in Eukaryota, Fungi, Ascomycota, Sordariomycetes, Glomerellales, Plectosphaerellaceae. Bases 1 to 1407 code for a protein of 468 amino acids. Gene Ontology annotation, molecular function: oxidoreductase activity, acting on paired donors, with incorporation or reduction of molecular oxygen; monooxygenase activity; iron ion binding.